AUGGACCGUUAUCAAAGGAAAUUACAGAAGCUAAUGAUCCAAACCAUCAGGACGUUGAAUAAUAUUAGUAGCAAAUCAACUCGUCACCAUACUAGCCUCCAUCCAGAUAAUCAAUCUAUCAAUCAGUCAGAUAAUCUAUCUGACAUCCCGAAAAAUAACAGCCUCCACAUUGAAAGUAAAGUUUCGGAAUCUGAAUCUGCUACCCCCAAUGAAAUUAUCAAUUCAUAUCAUAUCAAUAAAAAGUCUAUUUGUGUUGGACAAGUGCUUCUUGGUACUGUUCAAGCUAGAAUUGAAUCUGCUGACGGUACAAAGCUCCAAGUUAGAGCUGUCUUAGAUCCAGGGUCUCAAAUUUCUGCUAUCAGUCAGAAACUGGUGAAAAAAUUGGGUUUAAAAAUUAAUUCAAUCAAUAUGUCUAUUUCUGGUAUUGGUCAGACCAAUGCGCAACCAUUAGGUUUAAUAGAUUGCAAGUUGUAUUCCAGAACAGGAUUGGAGUACUUACAAGUACACGCUGUUGUGUUACCUGAAAUUACCAACAAUAUACCUUCUGCCCCUUUGUCACAGGAAAUAAUUAAACAUUUCGAGCACUUGAAUUUGGCUGACGAAACAUUUCAUAUUUCUCAACCCAUAGAUAUUCUCCUAGGUGCUGAUACUUAUUUUAUCGUUUUUGGAAGUGACGGUCGUAUUUCGUCUCCUGGAUAUCCUACUGCCGUAAAUACAUUUUUCGGUUGGACAAUCAUAGGUCCCAUAAAUGAAAUGUGUUCCUCUAAGAUGUCAGUACUUUUGACUCAAUCUGAUCUCAGCGAACAGAUGCAAAAAUUUUGGUCGUUGGAAGAAGUUGGAGAAACUAAUAUUAUAGAUCCUGUAGAUGAUUACGUGGAAAAACAUUUCAUCAGCCUGUAA
Messenger RNA from Harmonia axyridis, 900 nucleotides. RefSeq lists its product as uncharacterized. The coding region runs from base 1 to 900 and encodes 299 amino acids. The transcript is spliced from 4 exons. The record is from RefSeq and is a predicted model, not a curated record. Lineage: Eukaryota; Metazoa; Arthropoda; Insecta; Coleoptera; Coccinellidae.